AUUAUUUAAUAUUGAGAUAAAAGCUGCUGCAUUGGACCUUUAAGCUUCAGAUUAUGUAAUUUCCUCUUGAACGCACAAGUACUGUAUCACGUCCUGAUUCCUCCACCCUUGCUCUCUCUCUAUCAUCUCUCUCUUUCUUUCUCUCUCUCUCUCUCUCUCUGUGUCUCUUUCUCUCUCACUACUGUCUGUGGAUGUAGUUUACCAGCUUCUCUGUGUCACCAUGGUGACGGUGCCAGGUGUACCGACGACCCUUGUGUUAACAGGAUUGUGUAUCGCUCUUCUCAUCACAGGAUCAUCUGGGACCUUCUGUACCACCAGUGUGGCUUCCCUGGAUUUAGGAUGCCUCCUGCGGUGGGAUUGUCCUCAGGCCAACGCUAACACCACCACCUACACUGUCCAAACUAAGACUCAGGGAGAUCCAUGGCAGGACGUGGAGGGGUGUGUGCGGAUCUCCGCCCAGCACUGUGACGUGUCCCAGGCCUUCUCUGAUUUUGAACUCUACAACAUGAUCCGCCUGGGCCUCCACCAGGGCCCUGGGAGCCCAGUCUGGACAAAACCACGCAAGUUUGACCCAAGUGAUUUCACCUUCAACCGCCCCUCCGUCUCUGUGACUCUGUCUAGAGAGAGGCUGGUAGUGGAGGUGCACUUCCCCUGUUCUACCAACAGAGGGUGCUUUCCUCUGCAGAGCUGCUGUCCACUGUCAGAACUGAUUGACCCCUGGGUCACAGUGACCGUAUAUAACCAACAGAACCACUCUGACUACAAGAGGCGUACUGGUUGGGCCCAGGAGGUGGUGUACAGGGCUGAGUUCUCAGACCUGGUCUCAGGACAGGACUACUGUGCCUUGGCUAACUUCUCCUUUGGACCCCCCACCUUCCCCCUGGCCUCCUCUCCCCCCUCCCACCCACACUGUGUCCACCAGGCUGCCCCAGGACCAGGGUUGCAGCCAGUGUUGUUGGGGAUAGGAGUGUGUGCUGUGCUCUUCUCUGCUCUCCUUGCUCUGUACCGGCUGAAACAGAAACGAGAUGCACCUCGCAUUAACAGACUCCCCAAGACUCUAGCAUCUCUCCAGGCAUCCCUCCAGGACCCCCCAGAGUCCUCUUCAGACCCGGUUGACCCCAGUGACAUCCAUGUGGAGGUUGUGGACGACCACCUCUCCAUCAUGUCUUCCUUGUCCGGCUGUGUCUUCACCAACGCCCAGGCCCCAAGCUUGGGGGACGGAUACAGCAACAAACCCUUCCCCGGUGACUACAGGUCGGGCAACAUGGACUGGCACACUUGGGGAGACACUAAGCUGGGCCUGAACUCUGGCAGCACCCUAUCCCUGCCAUGCUCCACUGUGCCUAUAGGGCUACAUAUGACCCAGUGCAACUUCGAUUCACCACUACGACCACAUCCAGAGCCCACGGUGCCAACACUACCCUACCUUGAUUCUCUUUCUCUGUCAGAGGCUGGGGAGGGCCAGGGGGUCCCGCUGUGCUCAGUGAGGUUUGGGGGUGCGAGUGAAGGGGGUGAGAACCUGGAGGGACUACAGUGGUGUAACCGGUAGCAUGUUGAACUGCAGUACCCAUAAUGCUCUGUACAACAUAUUCUGAUGAACUCCACAGUGCAGUUGAGUCCAAGGUUUUGGCAAACAGGGCAUCGAUUUUGGAGGAGAUGAGAUGGGACAGAACUGGACCCAAUGAAGAGUAAUAGUGGUCCUAUGUAGCUCAGUUGUUAAAAAGCAAUGACACUAUCAAACGGCAGGGUUGUGGAUUAGAUUCUCGCCAGAAUCACAUACUAAAAAUGUAUGCACUCACUGUAGUGUAGGUCGCUAUGGAUACAAGUUGAACGUCUGCUGAGUGGCAUUGGUAACCUGGUUCUGCCGUAUAUAGCAGUC
Salmo salar (Atlantic salmon) is the source of this 1879-nucleotide messenger RNA. NCBI's taxonomy places the organism in Eukaryota, Metazoa, Chordata, Actinopteri, Salmoniformes, Salmonidae. The record is from RefSeq and is a predicted model, not a curated record.